CAAUCUCUGCGCAGGACGUUCCAAACAAUAAACGCGUGCGUGCUCGCGGAAACGGUAUCGCUACGUUUUCGCAGAAUAAUUUUCGUUAAAAAAGAAAAUUCUCCUAUCGAUACUCCAUUCGGAGAAUCGUAAUGCGAAAAGCGACAGUACGAUCUCAUAGAUAAAAAGAACAAUCGAAUCGAGAGAGAAGGAUACUUUUGUCAAAGAUCUAAGCAGGGCUGUCGCGUGUCCUUCGACGAAAAUAAAAUGGCAGUGAUUUGCGGCGUUGAUCACAGUCGAGAUGAGUGACGUUACCUUAAAAGGGCAUGAUACUCUAGGAGAAUAUUUCUAAGAGGUUCCAUCGUACGUUUUAUUUUGUAGAAAAGAGAGAAAAAAUAAAAGGAGAAAGUGUAGAAUUCGUUUUGCGCUAAGAUGGCUUGCUACGCUCUCGUACGGAAAAAAUGUUGCUGACUUUGUUCUCGUAAUAAGAAGAGUUCGAGGAUCCUGCGCGGUCGCACAUGACGGGAAGGCGAAAAGAAAAAUAGUCGAUAAGAAUAUUCGUUGUCAAGAUCGAGGAAAGUCUCGGCUCUUAGGAGAGAUGAGGUCGUACGACGGGGAGAGCAGUUCGACCGAGGACGACGACCGUAGAGAAAGCAUACCUUCCGAGGCUCAUUUACAGCAAGGAUCCUGGCAACGUUCCGCGUCUCAUCCUACGUGGGCUUGGGAACAUCGUGCUGCUCAUCCAUUGGCUCCACCGUCGGCGGCAUCCCUCGAGUCUAUGUACUCCGCACCGGGAGUGUCUCAUCCGAGCGUUUCCGGUCCACCAACGAGUUACUCGAGCACCGAACAUCCAGCGGCGGCAGCGGCAGCAGCGGCGGCAGCGGCGGCGGCACAGGCUGCUCCAGGACGAAGGACUCCUUUGGGGGCCGUAGGUCUCGGUGGAUUUUAUUUUCAACAGCAACCACAACCGCACGCUUCCUCGAGCGCUUUGUCCGACGAAAAUAGGCCCGAUCACGAGAGACCCGGAGCAUCCAGACUCAAUUGCCCGCCAAAAUCAAAAACCACCCGCCAGGGGAAAAGCGUUCGAUUGAAUAUAAAUGCGAGGGAACGCAGAAGAAUGCACGACUUGAACGACGCUCUGGACGAACUUCGUUCGGUCAUUCCUUAUGCUCAUAGUCCGUCCGUAAGGAAACUUUCGAAAAUUGCCACCCUUCUGCUGGCGAAAAAUUAUAUUUUGAUGCAGGGAAACGCGCUAGAAGAAUUAAGAAGAGUAAUAGCCGUCUUACAAUCGCCCCAUGCUCACACCACGGCUUUACCACCUACACCCGUCUCCUACGAUCUUCUUCAAGGAUUCCCUGGGAAAUUGUUUCAAGGCGUUCAGGAGAUGCAAGGGCUUCCUGCGGGUGAUCCACAAGUUGUAACGUCAGGCGGCCCGCCCACCGACGCUACCGUUGCCAGUGGAGAAUCGAAUUAAUAUUUUUUUAAACUUUCCUCGACUCUUUCAUAGACAUAUACAUACAUUAAUACGUGCGAUCAUUGAUCGAUCGAGACAAAAUUCCCUACGUAAAUUAGGUUUCGUUUUGAUAUAUCGAAAUGAUCUUUCGACUCGCGCGAACAAGUUGAUCUCUUUUAGAAAUAUAAAUUGAAAAAGUAGCAACUAUAUAAUAUGAUGUAAGAUUAAGGGAACGAAAGUAUUAGACGAUAAGUUUUAAUCGUUAGACGAGUAAAACUCUAACGCAAAAUCUCACGAGAGAAGAUCUAUAAUUCUUCUUGGAUUUCGCUCUAUGUAAGCGCAGAUAAUUUUUCAACGACGUUCGUUCAAAAAUUGUUAAGGAAUGAUCGAGAGCACAUCGAGGGUUGGGUUAUACUAUCGUUGAUAGCCUUAAGAAGAAAGUUAGCGAAAGUAUUAUUAAUUAAGAGUAAGAAGUAUUUUCUAGUCCAUGAAAACCUAAUCGAGCAAUAAGAUGACGUGCGUGAUUUGGUCUUUCUCGUCGAGGGACGAAAAUCAUGCAGGACGAUAAACGAAACUUUAAAGUCCAGCCUGCAACAUGAUAGUCAAUAUAGGAUGUGAUAUAUGUCGAGGUAUUCCAGUCAUAGAGUACAUAAAGAUAUUAAAUAUUCAUAUACAUACAUAUAUAUAUAUAUAUAUAAAAAUGCAUAAAUAUAUUUAAUAAUUUAAAGGA
Molecule: messenger RNA, 2162 nt
Organism: Vespula pensylvanica (western yellowjacket)
Lineage: Eukaryota; Metazoa; Arthropoda; Insecta; Hymenoptera; Vespidae
Gene: Oli
Product: class E basic helix-loop-helix protein 23
Exons: 5
Coding region: 578-1453 (291 amino acids)
Molecular function (GO): protein dimerization activity
Source: RefSeq, a predicted model, not a curated record